AGUACUUGGGCCGCGACUGAUGACGUUUCACAAGAACGCAAGUACAGACAAGAACGCAUAUUGAGAAACGGCUAAGGUCUUCAUGAUCACUAGAAAAUCAGAGGUGGGUAAGUUUGAUUAGGGUUGGACCGGGUGUGCCUCAUAAGCCUUGAAAAGUGAAGCCUCUGGCUCUUUGAUCGCCCCCUGGUGGCUGGCUGCAGUACAAGUCAUAACCCCGCCCUCUCCAUUCAAAUGAAUGGGACUUUGCUCUAAAAAAAAAAAUAUUUACACUUCCAAUAAAAGUUUUCGAAAGAUGGUUUUGGUCCUUUCAUGUAGUUGUUAUCACGCUGAUAUAUGUUCAAGUGUUCAUUUUUGUGAUAAGUUUCAUUUUAGCUUGUAAUUUGAUGCUAUAGAAACGGGGCGUGUCGUUAUGAUUGGAGUGGUUGCAUUGGCCGCACGAGCGUUUGGGCGGAAGUUUAAUACCGCGGCUCCGCCUCUGGCUUCACGGACGAUUCCUUCUGCGCAUGCCUUGGCUCCAAACUGACGUUUUUACGUAACAUGGCGGUGACCGUGGUCGGACAUUUUUGGCUUCAAUUCAUUACAAUGGUGGGAGGCGACGUCGCGUCGUCCAUCUUUUUUUACAGUCUAUGGGUUGGACCUAAACUCUGUAGUGCUCUGGCCCUCCAGGGUAAGAUUUGGGGAAUAAUGUUAUUGUAUGUGAAUAUCACUGCAGUAUAGCAAGGUGUAACAAAGUGACCGAAUAAUAAACAAUAAAAAAUACAGAUCUCACCUACAGCCAUCACAUCACAUGACAUGCAUGUCAGUCUGUCCUAAUAUCAGCGGUACAUUUAACACAACAAUGCACGUAAGUAGAAUAAUGACAUAUAUUUUAAAGACUGACCUUGCACAGUUUAUUUAUUUAUACCAAAAUUGGCUGAAACAUAGUACAAAAUGACAAUUAAAUUACUCCUGAAUAACAGGGGAGACACAGCAAUCCAUAAAGUGGGAACAAUAACAGGGUAAAUAAAAUACCAAAACAUCAACUAUUUUAUUUGCUUUUUUAUUAAAUCUUACUGCUAUAAAAGCUACAGAAAGAGCAUUAACCCUUUAACUGUCAUAUUCAUGGCUGUGAAUGAUCAGAAAUUUAUAUUUUCCAGCAAAUAGUACAUUCUGACUACAAAAUUACAAAAUUAACAACAGUUGAAUUAGUUAAAGUGUAACCAUGUUACAAAAAAGCAAAGUUAAACUAUACUGUAACAAAACUUUAAUUUAAUUUAAUUGUGGAACCCAUGGUUUAAAUACAGUGACCAUGUUUUUAGGUUUAAUUAAUAAAACCAUCAGUGUUCAAAUUGAUGGUUGGGGUUGUCCCGGACCUCCUAUAAGCCUUGAGGGACCGCCUAUAAAAUGUAACUUGGGGGGGGGUCACCUGGUAUUUAUUAAAAUUAAAAUACUACAUGAAUUUAGCAUUUUCGUGCUGUGCUGUCACAAAGAGAUAUUGUUUAUUAUUUGUCCCAAUUUCGCAAUGAACUAAUCCAAAAGAUUUCUGUCUGAAAUAAAUGUAAACUCUCAACUGCGCCUCGAUCACUCUGUUUUCUGAAGGAAUUGACAGACGAGUUGUCUGCGUGUGGAUUAUUUUCACCUCUUUGACGGUAAGUAUCUUUAGUCAUUUUUUUUAUGGUUGGGGAUAUAAAAAAAUCCUCUCAAACUAUUAUUUCAUACCAGUGGCGAGGCUACCCUCUCAGAUUGACGGCUGGUCCAGAGACAACAUAUUUUAUUGGGAAAGCAGGAGCAAUCACACAUAAAUAAAAAUAAAUGAUACUCUCUUUAAUACUAAUCGCUCAAAUACGCAUCAUUCAGAAAAAAUAACUAUUUCUAGAAAGUUUAUCAUUUGCAUGUGUUUCUAACACUUGCAAAUGUUAACAUGCAAGCGCUUUUAAACAACUUGAGCGCAAGAAGAUGUUAAAGUGAGCUGUUUUCUGUGCGCGCAGACGCACAUAAAUGAACGCACACUAAUAAGCGCAUGCUCGGAGACGCGCUUUCAAAAAUCACGCAAACACAAAAUUACCUUGAAAUAUCGCAAUCGUGCACGUAUCGUGUUCUCAUAAUAAACCGCCAGCUAGUUAGUUAGUGCAAACCGUUCACAGAGAAACCAGAUGUGUGUCAGUAGAUGGAUCCGUGCUUAUUGUCCGUCCGUCCAGUAUAUUGAUCCGUCUUAAAGUGGCAGUGCCUGAGUGCCCUCAAGAAAUCUGCUUUGUGUCAUUAUUAUAUUAAUUAUACACGAGAAGACAAAAGGAAAAUCACUUUAAAAAAAGAUUAAUUAUACAAUGAAGAAGACAGUGUUAUUAUUCAUUUAAUUUUAAUUCUGUACCUAAAUACUACUGUUAGACCUUAUUUUAUUUGUUUUUUUCUAUUUUUAUAUGCUUAUAAUUUCUUAAUUUGUUCUCAUUAUUCGAUGCAAGAAUCAAAUAACGUUAUCCAUUUAACCACUACUAUAUUGUAAAAUUAGGUAAUUUGAGAGUAGGCAUUAAAGUCCACCCUAUUUCACCAAAGUCCACUCAGUUUAAAAAUUCUGGCCUCGGCACUGUUUCACACUAAUAUGAGGGGUAAAAGAAGUUUCUUUGAUUAAAUCCAAGAACACAUCUUACUUAAUGAAAUCGCAGUGAGCAUAUAAUGAAAGGGUCUAGGGCUUGGCAGGGGGUGGGGCUUAGGGGACCCCCCCAUAAGCUUUGUCAUAAUUCGAACACUGAAAACCAUGGCUAGUUUGUGUAAUUAGUCAACCAAAAUUUUUAAACAACCAUGUGAAGAAUGUAAUGUUAUUCGAUGAAAGUAAAAAAGAGCAUCAUCAUUUUUUGAAUUUAGGAGCGCCACUGUGCCAUGUGCCGAUUUUUACUUUACGUUUAACCUUUUAAAUACUCUCAUCCUUGGUGUGUUGCUUAAAUGUAUAGUUUAAUGUGCACAAAUAUUGCGUUAUAUGUGCAGACAUCCAUCGCUUAUGUAACAAGAUGUUCAUCGGUGGUAAGCGCGCAUGCGCGUUCUCACUCAGCCUCAUCAGCACCAGCGCAACACAGGACAUCGCGAUGCUCCUGUCUGCUCCUACGGCACGGACUCGUCCUCUCCGGAUAAAUAUCUGGCGUUAAAGGACGUCAGAGAGGUGAAGGAGGAGACCACUUUGGAUGAGAAGCUCUUUCUGUUAGCCUGCGAGAAGGGUGAUUACUAUAUGGUAAAGAAGCUUCUUGAGGAGAAACGACAAGGUGACUUAAACAUUAACUGUGUGGAUGUGCUGGGUAGAGAUGCUGUCACCAUUGUAAUUGAAAAUGAGAAUCUGGACAUUUUGCAGUUGCUCUUAGACCAUGGCUGCCAGGCCACAGACGCAUUAUUAGUGGCUAUUGAUGCAGAAGUUGUAGGAGCUGUUGAUAUCCUGCUGAACCAUCGGCCUAGACGUUCUUCGAAGCCUUCCAUGGCGAAAUUGAUGCAGCGCAUCCAGAACCCGGAGUAUUCUACUACCAUGGAUGUCGCUCCAGUCAUUCUUGCAGCCCACAGAAACAAUUAUGAGAUUCUGACCAUGCUAUUAAAACAGGACAUCUCGCUUCCCCGACCCCACGCUGUUGGUUGCGAGUGCACUCUCUGUAAUGCCAAGAACAAGAAGGACAGUCUUCGUCACUCAAGGUUUCGUCUAGAUAUCUACCGGUGCCUUGCCAGCCCAUCUUUGAUCAUGCUUACAGAAGAAGACCCCAUUCUCAGAGCAUUUGAGCUCAGUGCUGACCUGAAAGAGCUAAGCCUGGUGGAAGUGGAGUUUCGGAAUGAUUAUGAAGAGCUUGCUAAACAGUGCAAGAUGUUUGCCACAGACCUGUUGGCUCAGGCCCGUAACUCUCGUGAGCUGGAGGUCAUACUAAACCACACGUCCAAUGAGGACCACAUCAACAAAAGAGGCCUGCUUGAGGAGCGCAUGAAUCUCAGUCGACUCAAACUGGCCAUCAAAUACAACCAAAAGGAGUUUGUGGCCCAAUCCAACUGUCAGCAGUUUCUGAACACAGUGUGGUUUGGAGAGAUGGCAAGCUAUCGACGCAAGCACACAUGCUUGAAGAUCCUGUCUGUUUUGAGUGUUGCACUGCUGUGGCCGCUGCUGUCCGUCUGCUACCUGCUGGGACCUCGAUCUCGUGUUGGCCAUGUCAUCCACACACCGUUUGUCAAAUUCAUCAUCCAUAGCGCCUCCUACUUUACCUUUCUGCUGCUUCUAAACUUGUACUCGCUGGUCUACAAUGAGGGUAAAAAGAAUACCAUGGGUCCUGCUUUAGAACUGAUUGACUACCUUCUUAUCCUCUGGAUCAUUGGCAUGGUGUGGUCAGAUGUGAAACGUCUAUGGUAUGAGGGAUUGGAGGAUUUCCUUGAAGAGUCCCGAAACCAGCUGAGUUUCGUCAUGAAUUCCCUUUAUUUGGCCACCUUCGCUCUGAAAGUGGUGGCUCACAGCCAGUUUAAGAAUAAAGAAGAGACGGAGAGAAAAAACUGGGAUGCGUUCCAUCCGAUCCUCGUCGCUGAAGGCCUUUUUGCUUUUGCCAAUGUUCUGAGUUAUCUGCGUCUCUUCUUCAUGUACACCACCAGCUCCAUCUUGGGGCCGUUACAGAUAUCCAUGGGCCAAAUGCUUCAAGAGUUUGGGAAGUUUCUUGGCUUGUUCCUGCUGGUGCUCAUUUCUUUCACCAUCGGCCUGACACAGCUGUAUGGAAAGGACGAGAAGGAUCCAGCCAGGAGCAAAGAUGAAAACAAAGACUGCCAAGGCAUCUUCUGUCAGCGGCAGAGCAACGACACGUUUUACACGUUUAUGGGAACAUGUUAUGCCCUCUUUUGGUACAUUUUCUCCCUGGCACAUGUGGCUUUGUUCGUCACGAGGAUCAGUUACACAGAGGAGCUACGUUCAUUUGUCGGCGCUCUUAUUGUCGGGACGUACAACAUUGUUGUGGUGAUCGUUCUUACCAAACUCCUGGUUGCUAUGCUGCACAAGAGCUUCCGACAAAUCGCUAACCAUGAAGAUAAGGAGUGGAAGUUUGCCCGUGCCAAGCUGUGGCUCAGCUACUUUGAUGACAAAUGCACCCUGCCUCCACCUUUCAACAUCCUCCCCUCGCCCAAGACUGUGUGUUAUCUGCUGGUUAGCUUGAGCAAAUGGAUCUGUUCUCAUACCUCUACAGGCAAAGUCCAGAGACAGAACAGCCUCAAGGAAUGGAAGAACCUAAAACAGAAGAGAGAUGAGAAUUACCAGAAGAUCAUGUGCUGUCUUGUGCACCGCUAUCUGACUUCCACACGCCAAAAGAUGCAAAGCACAGACCAGGCCACAGUGGAGAACCUCCAUGAUCUGCGUCAAGACCUCUCCAAGUUUCGCAACGAAAUGAGGGACCUUCUGGGCUUCCGCACCUCCAAAUAUGCCAUGUUCUACCCCAGAAGCUAAGCCAUGCCUAUUUAGUAAAUGCUCAGCAUGCUAGGCAAAUCUCUUCUUCUGUUUCUUGGGAAGAUAUAAAAUGACAAAAAUCAUCUUGGGACUCUACUGGAAUCGUAUUACAUUGUAUAUUCUACGCCAAAGCCUCCAGAACCAUAAAAGUUAUGUAAUAUUCUUGCGCCCUACUUGUUUUCUAAUAUUGUGAAAAUUCUUUUCAAAUAAAUAACAUUUACUAUGAAGAAAUUA
This is a messenger RNA of Misgurnus anguillicaudatus (oriental weatherfish), 5650 nucleotides long. NCBI's taxonomy places the organism in Eukaryota, Metazoa, Chordata, Actinopteri, Cypriniformes, Cobitidae. The record is from RefSeq and is a predicted model, not a curated record.